Messenger RNA from Harpegnathos saltator (Jerdon's jumping ant), 414 nucleotides. Its product is annotated as probable serine/threonine-protein kinase atr1. Lineage: Eukaryota; Metazoa; Arthropoda; Insecta; Hymenoptera; Formicidae. The coding region runs from base 130 to 414 and encodes 94 amino acids. The record is from RefSeq and is a predicted model, not a curated record. The transcript has 3 exons.
CGCGCACGUACGUGCAAUCAUAAACAAUCCGCAGCUAUGCGCCUAGCGUGCUGCAUAUGUUUUCCAGUUAGUUGGUAUCAGCAGAUGUCAGUUGGUGCUUAGUAGGUGUCAGAUAGUGCAUGUGCGAGGAUGUCGGCGAAUGAGAACGAGCUUAAUACGAUGACGACGACGGCCACAUCGUCAGCAGUGGCCAUGGAGACGACCGCUACAACGGUUACGACGACCGCCACAACGGUCACGACGACCACUACAGCCACGACGGCCACGAUGGCGGUGUCGGAAAAAAUGACCGGGGCGACAUCGACGAUGGCAGCGAUGACCACGACGGCGACCGAGCCAAUAACGUUAACAGUAAGUAUAAAAAUCUACGAGGGCAGUCUGAAAAGUUCUCGGCGUUUCGCAAGAAAACAUUAA